AUGGCAGCGUCGUUUGGACAGGUCUGACUGCUCCAUUCACGCGCCGAAAUCCCGCCUCCUCCUCAUGCCAACAAGACGUGACUUGUGAAGAGAAAAAAGUAAAUUUUUAUAUGUAUAGCUGUACUUUCAGUAGACCAACAAGACAUAAAUACAGCCAUGGAUCCACUCGUGGGUGCCAUUGACCAGGGUACGAGUUCUACAAGGUUCCUGGUGUUCAAUGCCAAGACAGCGGAAUUAAUCAGCCAACACCAAGUUGAAAUCGAGCAGCGUUUUCCAAAGGAGGGGUGGGUGGAGGAGGACCCGAAGGAGAUUAUACAGUCAGUCUAUGAAUGUAUCGAAAGGACUUGUGAAAAGCUUCACCAGCUCAACAUCAACAUCAGCAACAUUAAAGCGGUGGGAGUAACCAAUCAGAGGGAGACAACGCUUGUUUGGGACAAAGAGACAGGAGAACCUCUCUACAAUGCUAUCGUUUGGUUAGACCUGCGCACACAGUCUACUGUGGAGAGGCUCAUUAAUAAAGCACCUGGCAAAAACAAGAAUCACCUCAAGCACAAGACAGGCCUUCCCAUCAGCACCUACUUCAGUGCAGUGAAGGUCCGUUGGCUGCUGGACAAUGUGGACGAGGUGCACCAGGCGGUGUUAAGUGGGCGUGCCAUGUUUGGCACUGUGGACUCCUGGAUCAUUUGGUGCCUGACGGGUGGCAAGAAUGGAGGAGUCCACUGCACAGAUGUUUCUAAUGCCAGUCGCACCAUGCUCUUCAACAUUCACACUAUGACCUGGGAUCCUGAGCUCUGCAGUUACUUUGAUAUCUCAAUGGAAAUUCUCCCCAAAGUCAAAAGCUCCUCUGAAAUAUACGGCUUGAUGAAAACAAGCAAACUUGAAGGAGUGCCAAUCUCUGGGUGUCUUGGCGAUCAGUCGGCAGCCCUGGUUGGUCAGAUGUGCUUCCAGGAAGGCCAGACCAAAAACACAUACGGAACAGGCUGCUUCAUGCUCAGAAAUACAGGACACAAGCCCGUGUUGUCGGAGCACGGCCUGCUGACCACUGUGGCCUACAAACUGGGGAAAGACCAGCCUACUUGCUAUGCUUUAGAGGGUUCUGUGGCCAUCGCUGGGGCUGUGGUUCGAUGGCUGAAGGACAACAUGGGCAUCCUGCAGUCAUCCUCAGAAAUUGAGCAAUUGGCUGCCACCGCAGGAACGUCUUAUGGCUGCUAUUUUGUGCCUGCUUUCUCCGGCCUCUAUGCGCCAUAUUGGGAGCCCAGUGCACGUGGCAUCAUCUGUGGCCUCACACAGUUUACCAACAAAAGCCAUUUGGCUUUCGCUGCUCUGGAGGCCGUCUGCUUCCAAACCAGAGAGAUCCUCGACGCAAUGAACCAGGACAGUGGCGUUCCUCUGGUGCAGCUGCAAGUGGAUGGAGGCAUGACGUCUAACAGAUUACUGAUGCAGCUGCAGGCUGACAUCCUUGGAGUGUGUGUUGUGAAACCUUCCAUGUCAGAGACAACGGCUCUAGGGGCCGCAAUGGCGGCAGGGGCAGCAGAGGGGGUCAACGUGUGGAGCUUGAGCCCCGAUCAUCUCCCUCGCAUCGCUUGUGAAAAAUUCCAGCCUCAGAUCAACCGUGAUGAAAGCGACUUCCGCUUUGCUCGCUGGAAGAAGGCCGUCCAAAGAUCCAUGAAUUGGGAGACCACGGAGCCAGGCUGCUCGGACAACGGUAUGUUGCCCACAGAUAACCAUCAAUGAUGGGGGAAAAUGGCAUCAGGAUGUUUUCUGGAGAAAGACUGAGUGACAUUAUUGUCUACCAAGUGGCAGCUGGAAAUGAAGAGUGGAAAUUGUGGAGCAACUAGUGGACAUCUUUAUUUUAAAAAAAGGGAAACAUGGUCAGGAGCUGGACUGUUAUACUUAAAGAGGAGCUGUGGCGGCAAUGGCAGACACCGGACAUUAUUUCUGGUCAUCAUUGUCCUGUGGCAUAUAAAAAAUGAAAUAUAUACAUGAAAUAUUAUAAUAAUCCAAUAUUGAUAGUCAAGGAUAAUAUAUUGAAAAUGUUACAUUCAUUUUUUUAGCAUUUGGAUAAUCAGGAAAUGUAUUAGUAAAGUGAAACUGUAUAUUUAAAAUAAUCAAGGAAAAUAUAUUGGCCUCCAAUGUGUAUGUAGUAAACUACAUGAUUCAAAAUGUAUCAAUAUGCGGGUUUUAACUCAUACAAUUAUUUAAAAAAUAUAAGUAAAUGCAAAUAUUUAAUAUAAAUUACAAAUAUCAAUAUUUCUUAGUUACAUAUAUUUAAGAUAAAAAAAAUGGAAUUGUGUCCAGACUUCAGGGAUUUCAGUGUGCCCAGUAUGUAGCUAGUCAAGUUAGAUCAGUAUGCGUGAAUGCAUUGAUUCCUGGAAUGGAGACUUUAUUUGUGGAAUAAAAAGUUGUAUUUCUUUCACAGGUGUAAACGCACAUCUCAAAUAAAGUCAAUUAGAUUCUGGUGUUUCAUAUUUCAA
Molecule: messenger RNA, 2474 nt
Organism: Doryrhamphus excisus (bluestripe pipefish)
Lineage: Eukaryota; Metazoa; Chordata; Actinopteri; Syngnathiformes; Syngnathidae
Product: glycerol kinase-like
Biological process (GO): glycerol metabolic process; glycerol-3-phosphate biosynthetic process; phosphorylation
Cellular component (GO): mitochondrion
Molecular function (GO): glycerol kinase activity
Source: RefSeq, a predicted model, not a curated record